ACUGAUCUGUUUCAUUUUAAGCUGAACUUAUAAAGGAAGAAGAUGGUUCUUUCUCAAGUGGGAAUUGCAGAACCUGAUUCAUCCUUUGUAGCUGACCUGCAGUUACCAUAUGGAGAUGUUAAUAUGGCUGAGAAAAAUCAGGCCUCGGGUGCGGAGAACAACCUGUACAACCAGUACGAGGAGAAGGUACGCCCCUGCAUUGAUCUGAUCGACUCCCUGCGUGCGCUGGGUGUGGAGCAGGACCUGGCCCUGCCAGCCAUUGCUGUCAUUGGGGACCAGAGCUCAGGCAAGAGCUCCGUGCUGGAGGCGCUGUCGGGAGUCGCCCUUCCUAGAGGCAGUGGAAUUGUGACAAGAUGUCCUCUGGUGCUGAAACUGAAAAAACUUGUGAAUAAAGAUGAGUGGAGAGGCAAGGUCAGUUACCAGGACUUAGAGAUCGAGAUUUCAGAUGCUUCCGAGGUGGAAAAGGAAAUCAAUAAAGGUAAGGACCCUACAUUUGGAUUGUCCCAUUGGAUGCCUGGUGAACUAAUCAGCCUGGAGAUCAGCUCACCCCACGUCCCAGAUCUGACUCUCAUAGACCUUCCUGGCAUAACCAGGGUGGCCGUGGGCAAUCAGCCUGCUGACAUUGGGCGCCAGAUCAAGAAACUCAUCAAGAAGUACAUCACCAAGCAGGAGACCAUCAACUUGGUGGUGGUCCCCAGUAACGUGGACAUCGCCACCACGGAGGCGCUGAGCAUGGCUCAGGAGGUGGACCCGGAGGGGGAUAGGACCAUAGGAAUCUUGACAAAGCCUGAUCUGGUGGACAAAGGCACAGAAGAUAAGGUUGUUGACGUGGUACGAAACCUCGUGUGCCACCUGAAGAAGGGCUACAUGAUUGUCAAGUGCCGGGGCCAGCAGGACAUCCAGGACCAGCUGAGCCUGGCUGAGGCUCUGCAGAGAGAGAAGGCCUUUUUUGAGGACCACCCGUACUUCAGGUACACUCGCCUGGGUUUCUCCAAAGCAGAUGUCUGCUGUGUGUGUGUGUGUGUGUGUGUGUGUGUGUGUGUAUCGGCAAUGACUCUAGAACUUUCAUGGAAGAAUGAAAGGGGAAUUCACUAAGCACUAGAAAAAUAUAAUUAAAAAUCUUCAAAAUAAGGAAGAGGCCCUGUACAAUACUUUAAAUAGUCUGGUUCUGGAAGUAGAAUAGAAACAUAAACAGAAGAGAAGAGAAAAAAGUCAAAAGCCUAGAAAUAGUCCCCACUACAUAUAUAUUUGACACAUGGUAAAUUCCACAUUUCAAAUCAACUGGUUAUAUCAGUUUGAUUAUCAACCAGUGGCAUUGGGAUGAUUGCUUAAUAUUUGGAGAAACAUUUACAUAGUGCCCUUAACACCUUAUACUGAAAUAAAUAUCAGUUGAAAUUUAAAAUUAAAUAUAACAAUGACGCAUAAACACCCUGGAAAUAGAUAUAGACAGAUGGUUUAUACCCCUCUGUGAACACUCUCAGGCCAAAGGUAAAAUUUUUCGUAAAAGGAAAAGAUGAGUAAGUUGAUGAGAUUUAAAACAAUGAGACUAUGUAGAGUUGUGAAAAUUUCUUGGGUUCACCUCUACCAGAAUCCUGCAGAAAAACCUACUUAGAAUUAUAGGGGUAUCAAAUAGAUAC
Otolemur garnettii (small-eared galago) is the source of this 1637-nucleotide messenger RNA. RefSeq names its product MX dynamin like GTPase 1 (gene MX1). Gene Ontology annotation, cellular component: microtubule; nucleus; cytoplasm. Gene Ontology annotation, molecular function: GTP binding; microtubule binding; GTPase activity. Gene Ontology annotation, biological process: defense response to virus. Bases 43 to 1095 code for a protein of 350 amino acids. The transcript has 6 exons. The record is from RefSeq and is a predicted model, not a curated record. NCBI's taxonomy places the organism in Eukaryota, Metazoa, Chordata, Mammalia, Primates, Galagidae.